AUGUUCUCCCACCAAAUAUUCAGACUAGGCAGUAGCCGAUUGGCUGCUGGAACAGCUUUGAGAGGCCAAUUCGGACGGAACUUCUCAAAACCCUUCAUCAAGCCACAAUCGAUCCGCUAUUAUGCUACGUAUAGGCGCUUCAACAACUCCAAACCAGAGUUCGAUAUAAGGACGCUUCUCAGAAACAGAUAUCUUGGAUAUUUUGUAGCGGGAUCCAUAGCUUUCUAUGUUUACAAUCUCGACGCAGCACCCUUCACAGGCAGACAUCGUUUUUUGUGGAUUCCCUAUUGGUUGGAGACCAAGAUCGGAGAUUACUCAUAUUCCCAGCUUCUCGGACAAUACCAAAACAGAAUCGUUCCGCAGUCGGACCCGCACUAUGCGCAGAUCUCCCGAAUUAUGAAUCGCUUGUUGGCCAGUGCCAUUGACGGCACCAAGGAUCCACGACAAGUAGCCCAUCUCAAGUCUCUCAAUUGGACCAUUCAUAUAAUCAAUGCUCCCGAUGCGGCGCGCGAGCCUCCCAAUGCAUUCAUUCUUCCUAAUGGUAAGAUUUUCAUCUUUUCGUCGAUUCUUCCAAUCUGCAAGAAUGAGGAUGGACUUGCCACAGUUUUGUCGCAUGAACUUUCCCACCAGUUGGCUCAUCACUCACUGGAGCAAUUGAGCGCGCAGCCUAUUUACAUGAUCCUUUCUACGCUUUUGUAUGCCUCAACUGGCAUCUCUGGUUUUGGUGAUCUUCUUGUGACUGGAUUGUUCCAGAUGCCGUCCUCCAGAGAGAUGGAGCUGGAGGCGGAUCAUAUUGGAUGUGAAUUGAUGGCGCGGCUGUGCUUCAAUUUCCGCGAAGCUGUGAAUUUCUGGGGACGCAUGGAGCAGUUCGAGGAGAGAUUGAGGAAGAGCCAGUAUGCGCUUCCAAACAAUAUGAUGAUGGAUUUCUUCUCCACCCAUCCCAACACGAAGAAACGUAUUCAGGAUAUUCAGCUGUGGAUUCCGGAGCUAAACACCAUUCAGGAAUCAUCUGACUGCCAUCAAUUCAGUCUGUUCCAAGAUUUCAGCCGUAACUUCUUUGGCACUUUGAGAUGA
Australozyma saopauloensis is the source of this 1074-nucleotide messenger RNA. RefSeq names its product metalloendopeptidase. Bases 1 to 1074 code for a protein of 357 amino acids. Gene Ontology annotation, molecular function: metalloendopeptidase activity. The transcript has a single exon. Gene Ontology annotation, biological process: protein quality control for misfolded or incompletely synthesized proteins; mitochondrial protein processing. Gene Ontology annotation, cellular component: mitochondrial inner membrane. The record is from RefSeq and is a predicted model, not a curated record. Lineage: Eukaryota; Fungi; Ascomycota; Pichiomycetes; Serinales; Metschnikowiaceae.